Molecule: messenger RNA, 1925 nt
Organism: Batrachochytrium dendrobatidis JAM81
Lineage: Eukaryota; Fungi; Chytridiomycota; Chytridiomycetes; Rhizophydiales
Exons: 6
Coding region: 1-1674 (557 amino acids)
Molecular function (GO): protein domain specific binding
Source: RefSeq, a predicted model, not a curated record
AUGCUGGGGAGUGUUCCUAAUAUGCAAGAAAGUACUACUCAUAAAACUGCUGAUACUGUUAUAGACAACGUUUCUGGUCUCAAGAACCAGCACAAUUCUGCUAGUCAAGAGUCGUUGGCAAAUACCAAUGGUGAACAGGAUCAUGAACUCGCUCCGUCGGUGAAUGCUGGAAAUGCCGAUGCUGAGCAUGCUGUUACAUCACCUACUCACUCAUCAUCCAUGGUUGCUGCUUCCAAUGACGUAUCUGCAGAUUCUGCUUUAUCCAACUCCUUUGACACCGCUUUGCUUCCUUCCGACCCAGCACGAUCUGCUGAUGAUAUACACGAAGAUGACGAAAUUCCUCUUGGUGAACGCUACCAUGACCACACUCUUGUAGAUAAUCCUCAGCUUAACAAUGAGCGUGCUUUGAAUGCUGCUGAAGCCAGUCAGGCAAUGCCAGAUACUGCAUCUUCCGGUGCCUUUCCUGCCACCACACUGCCUGCUACUUCUGAUCCUAUCGACCAUUCUGGUAGCAUUGCUACAGCAGACAAUGAACAGCAGAGUAGACCUACAUCUUCCCAUGAUUCUGUACAGGGCUUUCAGCUUGUGCAGGCUACUGGGCUCACCGAUACCUGCACUCCCUCUCCAAAAGGAUCCAGCUUGCCUACAUUUGCAACCGCAUCUCCUGCUUGCACUGCUCCAAUCCCUACUGCACCACAUGUCGACAUGGGUGCUCGUCCAUCUCUCCCCAUCACUACUCCGACCCCUCCAGAGCCAGAGAGGUACAAUCCUCUUUUAGACAACUCAAAGUCGAAGCAGUUUAACCAGCGCUUGGAUUACAUGAUCUCAGAGUUCUUCACGAGGCAAGUGCAGAAACUUGCUUUAGGUGCUCCAGAGGCGCUUGAUCGCAACUAUCGUGUAUUCCAGCAGCGUGUCAAGGAACGGUUGGGCUCUCAGUGGGCUCAUAUCACCUCUCAACCAGAAGUUGAUGAAGCUGUAAAGCAAGUCCAGGAUAUGUAUGAUUUCUUUGCACGACUUGAAAAGAUGGUCGAGCGUCAAAUGAUUGCUCUCCAAAAAGUUAAUGAUAUAGACGUUGAAAUGUAUUUGUUUUAUCAACAGCAAUGCUUUCAAGAAUCGUUUGAAUCCAUUAGAAAGCCCAUGAUGCAGCUCUCACUUUCAUACAAGGCUGCUGUAGACGAGCGCGCACCUGUUCUUCAGUCGUAUGAGCAAUACUUGGAAUUUUUACGUACUUUUAAAGAAAAGGCCAUUGGCGAUGCACUGGAGACAAUGAAAAAACAGCAAUUGACUCGACUUGAGCUGGACAGUUAUGGCUCACGCCUUGGUCAGCUUGAAGAAAAGAAGCUCAAGGCAUUUGCAAAGGCUCCAGGAACUUUUUCACUUGGUGAGUCAACCUCGGCUGAGAAGGAGCUUAACAGCACCCGCCAGCGAUUUCACGAUGCCAAGAAUCGCUAUCAGUCCAUGUCUACACAGAUGAUUGACAAGUCUGGCUUGCUAAUAAUGAAGCGUGACGUUGAUUUCUCUGCUCAUAUUCGCAGAGUGGUCGAAGUUCAUGACUGGUUUUGCCGUGGAUUCCGUGCUCCUGGCCAAGAGGUUUCUGAUUCAGCGGUUCAAAUGCCCAAGGCAUCUACUCUAAAUGGAUUUGGAUCUGAUACUAUGUUUACCCCUCCACAAUAAUUUGUACUUGGUUGAGCAGACUUUACCUUUUACGUUGAGCCCAUAUACUCUUCUUUUCUGGUUUAUUGCCUUUCGACUCUAUGCCAUUCAUAUGUUUCCCUUUCCUACAUAACUUUUUGUUACUAAAUGCCACUAUUUGGAUUUAUUUGAGCCUUGAUAUUAUUAAAAACAUUGGAACAUGUUUUGAACUAUUCCUGCCAGUGUUGCUGUAAUUUGAAAUAAAAAUCAGUUUACUUUAAUACAUUAGUGGG